Molecule: messenger RNA, 594 nt
Organism: Saccostrea cuccullata (small rock oyster)
Lineage: Eukaryota; Metazoa; Mollusca; Bivalvia; Ostreida; Ostreidae
Exons: 2
Coding region: 43-462 (139 amino acids)
Source: RefSeq, a predicted model, not a curated record
UUCAUUACUUGUGCCCACAUUAUCCAUGAUGAGCCUGAGACUAUGAUUGAAAAUGACACAAAAGUUGUACAACCAAGCUUUGGACUGUCUUGGGAAAAUAACGUGUGCGGUGUUGUAAUUAAGUCUGUGCAUCCAAGAGGUUCCGAUAUAACUACAGUUGAUGCGUCAUUUGUGAAAGUAGACAGCUCGAGAAAACCAACUAGAAUAUCAUUCACAGGACUGCGAAAAGACAAAAUGGCAAAAUUAAAUUUUUCUCCCGAUGAAAUAUACGAAGGUAAAAUUCUGGAGAACGCAGUACUUAACGCACCAUGCUAUAAAUUUGGGGCAACAACAAAUUUCACGAGUGGUAAACUGGAAUCACGUUUGUUUAAUGCGAUUCAUCUAUCUGACUUCAGAGAUCCUGGUCAGAAUUCUGAAUACCGAUCAGUAUAUUGUUUCACGCAUCUCGUCAGUAUUUGCUGAUCAUGGAGACUCCGGGGCUUUUGUUUUCCAAUGUGUGGAAAACAGCGGGAAGAAAUCUCUCGUCUGCAUUGGGAUGGUCGUCGGAGGAACGUCUAAUUUCAAAGUAGUUGUUACACUAAUCAGAGAAGUACU